This is a messenger RNA of Scomber japonicus (chub mackerel), 4529 nucleotides long. It is a transcript of the gene sfmbt1, whose product is annotated as Scm like with four mbt domains 1. Gene Ontology annotation, biological process: regulation of DNA-templated transcription. The coding region runs from base 115 to 2715 and encodes 866 amino acids. The record is from RefSeq and is a predicted model, not a curated record. NCBI's taxonomy places the organism in Eukaryota, Metazoa, Chordata, Actinopteri, Scombriformes, Scombridae. The transcript has 21 exons. Gene Ontology annotation, molecular function: histone binding; transcription corepressor activity. Gene Ontology annotation, cellular component: nucleus.
GGGUGCUUCACACUGCUGCGAGCGAGCAGGCGAGGAGAGGAUCGGCAUCUAAAAAAACCGACUUGGAAAAACUACUUAACGAGCUCCUAGUCUUGACCUUGAGGGGGCACCAGCAUGAGUCAGGAGUCACUGGAGUCUGAUGGAGACUCUGCUCAGGAUGUGUCUGACUUCAACUGGGAUGACUACCUGGAGGAGACUGGAGCCGUGUCUGUGCCCCAUCACGCCUUCAAACAUGUGGACCAGGGCCUGCAGACGGGACUGACUCCAGGCAUGAAGCUGGAGGUGUGUGUGCGCGCGGAGGCUGACAGUCCUUACUGGGUGGCCAGCAUUAUCACUACAUGUGGUCAGCUGCUGCUGCUUCGCUAUGAGGGAUACCAGGAUAACCGGAGCGCUGACUUCUGGUGUGACAUCAUGACAGCAGACCUCCACCCUCUUGGAUGGAGCCGCCAGCAUGGCAAGACCAUGAGAGCCCCUGAGGGUGUGCGUGAGAAGCACCAGGACUGGGAGGCUCUGCUGGAAAAGGCCCUGGCUGAGGAGUGCAGCGUUCCUGCCAGCCUGCUGGAGUUGCCCCAGCGAGGUAGAGACCCAGUGGAGCUCCUGUGUGCAGGCUGCUAUGUGGAGCUCCAGGACAGUGUUGACCCGGGGCUGGCCUGGGCUGCCGAGGUGGAGGAGAACGUCGGGGGAAGGCUGAAACUUCGCCUGGUAGGCACCGAAGGCCUCCCAGACACGCCUGCAACCCUCUGGCUCUUUUACCUCCACCCACGCCUCCACCCACCCGGCUGGGCUAAAGAGCAUGGCUGCACCCUCAGGCCUCCCUCAGAUCUAUUGGCCUUGAGGACAGAGGAGGAGUGGCGGGAGGUGAGACAGAGGAUCGACGACCUGCCUCAGGAUGAAGCUCUGACUGUAGAGCUCAGUAAGGAUCAGCCCACCAUCGCUGCUCAUUCUUUCACGGAACGGAUGAAACUGGAGGCUGUUGACCCUGCUGCUCCUAUUUCCAUCAGGCCCGCCACUGUCACCAAGGUGUUUAAUGAACAGUACUUCCUGGUGACCAUGGAUGACCUUUGUGGUAUGGAAGAGUCAGAAGGUGCUGGGCGCUCCUUCCUGUGCCACAGAGACAGUCCAGGCAUCUUUCCCGCUCAGUGGAGUCUUAAAAACGGGCUCCCUCUCAGCCCCCCACCAGGAUACCAGGGUCCCGACUUUGACUGGGCAGAUUACCUGAAACAGUGUGAGGCCGAGGCAGCUCCUCAGCAUUGCUUCCCAACUGAGCAGUGUGACCACAGCUUCAAAGAGGCCAUGAAACUAGAGGCUGUCAACCCGCUGUCCCCAGAGCACAUUCACGUGGCCACAGUCACCAAGGUCAAAGGGCAAUACGUUUGGCUCAGCCUGGAAGGACUGAAACAGCCCAUGCCAGAGCUGAUCGUUCAUGUCGACUCCCUCGACAUCUUCCCUGUCAGCUGGUGUGAGACAAACGGCUAUCCGCUCGUCUACCCCAUCAAGCCCUCAGUUGAGAAAGAGAGGAAGAUUGCUGUUGUUCAGCCUGAGAAACACAGAGCUCCACCAAAGUCAUCGUCGCCUGACAGCGUCAAGCAGCAGAUGUCAAACCAGUCAGAGACAGUCCAGGGGAACGGGAAAUACUGCAGCCCCAAGAUCUACUUCAACCAUCGUUGCUUCUCCGGGCCUUACCUUAACAAGGGACGCAUUGCUGAGCUUCCUCAGUUCAUCGGUCCUGGAAACUGUGUUCUUGUGCUCAAAGAGGUAUUGACUCUGCUGAUAAACUCGGCAUACAAACCCAGCCGCGUGCUGAGAGAGCUGCAGCUGGACCAGGAGAGCCGCUGGCAAGGCCAUGGAGAGACACUCAAAGCCAAGUACAAAGGAAAGAGUUACCGAGCCACGGUGGAAAUAGUCCGCACUGCAGACCGUGUGGCAGACUUCUGUAGGAAAACCUGCAUCAAGCUAGAAUGCUGCCCAAACCUGUUUGGACCUCGAAUGGUUCUGGAGCGCUGCUCAGAGAACUGCUCUGUCCUCACCAAGACCAAAUACACAUAUUACUAUGGAAAAAAGAAGAGUAAACGUGUUGGCCGUCCUCCCGGAGGCCACUCCAACCUGGAGGGUGGAGUGAAGAGAAGAGGGAGGAGGAGGAAGAGAAGGAAGCAGCUUUUUGUCCACAAGAAGAGACGCUCCUCAGCCUCAGUUGACAACACACCUGCUGGGUCUCCACAGGGCAGUGGAGAGGAGGAAGAUCUGGAUGAAGAUGACUCCCUGAGUGAAGACACUGGCUCUGAACUGCAGGAUGAUCUCCAAGAUGAUUCCGAACCAUCGAACGGGAAGUCUCAGCCCACCACGCCAACUCCUUCCCCACCAGCAACACCAAGGCCCACACGCCGGCGCCGGAAACCCCGCUCACCCUCUUUCUCUGAUGAUGAGAACCGCCCACCUUCACCAAAGACCUCAAAGAUCGAGCCUCCUCAGAAGUUGUGUCUGGACACCAGCCCCCUGGAGUGGAGUGUUACGGAUGUGGUUCGCUUCAUCAGAACCACUGACUGUGCACCUCUUGCACGGAUUUUCUUGGAUCAAGAGAUUGAUGGACAGGCACUUCUCCUGCUGAACCUCCCAACUGUGCAGGAGUGCAUGGACCUGAAGCUGGGACCAGCCAUCAAGCUGUGCCAUCACAUUGAGAGGGUCAAGCUGGCAUUUUAUCAACAAUUUGCUACGUAGCUGACGGUGAAUGAACAUGGGACAUAUAUGUAUCAAUGCUGAGUAAAAAGCACUGUAUUUUCCCAUUUUGACUUUUCUAACACUGGACAUCCUUUAGUGAAUUCUGAAUCCUGCAGAAUACCACGUUGUGUCAGAAAAGCGUGGCCAUGAGACGGACAGAGCAACAUUUCCUGAUCGUUGGUUUUUUGUUUUUUUUUAAAGAACUGAAGAGAAGGGCGGUACAGGGUCACAAUAGGGUCAGAAACACUUAAGGUGCUCUUAAUGAAAGACACAGGUGAGGACUGAAAGAGAAGAAUAAUGGGCACUCUGAAGCUUUUAAAUAAGUUUAAAAGCCUGUAUUAAAUCCAGUGUAUUUUCAAUGUGUUUUAUGUCAGAUUCAUCAGGGUGCAUGAUGAUUUCUGAAUUGAAAGGUGUUCAAAUGAAGACUUUUAGGCUUUUUAAUUUAUUUUUUUAUGUUUUGAGCGCCCUGAUUCUCGUCUUCUAUUGAGAUUAAUUGUUGCCACCACACCGGUGGUGCGUUGUGUCCAUUAAUAAUUUCCAGCCUGACUUGCUGUCUUAAAAAGGGAUUACCACUGAAUCAAAGCUUUUACAUGUUAUCCUAGAAUAUACAGUGUUAUCUGCUAGCGAAUAUUUGUCUACUUGAAGUAAUGAAGUAGAAAGCGAAGUAGACUUGCCUCGUAAACUGGUGAUUUCACACUAAAGUCUAAUUUCAGUGAAAAAGAAGAUCAACAUUUUGCCGGAAAAAUACAUAAUCUAUUGGGCACUUUAAAACAAGCAUUGGUACUUACUCAUGAAAUCAUGUCACUGUCAAAACUCCAGUCUUUGGAGUGACAACAGAUUGUCUUUUUUCUUGUGGUUUCUAGUGUUUAGAUAUUUAUACUUUCAAAAGAUAAUUUGACUGAAUUAUAAAGUCAAGAUAAUUUACUCAUGAGUUAAACUACACGUUAUAUAACCCUUUGCAAGUUUCCUGGAUGCCAGAAAUAAUGCUAAACUAGAAAAUACUGAUAUAGCAGAUUUGAAAGGAUAGUUGUGAGUUAGUACAGGUAUAAGGAAUUAGAUUUUAGUGUGAACACCAGGCAUGUAUGUUAACACCAUUGCAAAUAUUAGCCAACUGGAUUAUAUCAACAUACAAUCUUAAUAUUAAAUGGGGCCUUUAUUUCAACAAGAGAUUAAAUUACUUUCCAGUUCAAGCCUCUAUUUAAGAGCAGUUUACAGUGCAAGGAUUCUGUAAUGCAAGCACAAGCAAAACCAUGCACUGUGUAGUGGUAUGCAAAUAUGACAGUGCAUGUUUGUAUAUAGUGUACAUAAUAAAAUAUCUUCUAGUGCAACAGGGUGAUUAGACAGGGGGAAAAAUGUAUUGAGGAAAUAAUUUUCUGCAUAAGCAAUGUGUAAAUGUCCUGAACAUACAGUAUAUUUGCACAGAAUAGGCCUAAACCUUCCUCAAUGUGCUUAAAACAUACUCAGCUGCAUCACUGGGAGAAUUCAGAUAAUUUGAGCCAUUUCAUAUCAAUAAGUCACAAAUUGCUUUUACAAUUAACUUAAUGUAAGCUACAAUAAACGAGCAGUUUUAAAGUGGAGGAGGUCUUUCUCAAUAUGCUUUUGUAUAACAGUUUUCCCCUCUUUUUUUAUAUCAGUUCCUGUAGUGUGAUUUGCUGUAAUGUGCUUGAUUUUGUGUAAGAAGAAACUGGUGGUUCUUUGUUUACUCAUGUGUCUAGCUGUUCAGCUGUUCUCAGAGCAAUGGGGACAGGGUUUGGUUUCAUGUUUGAAGAUAAUAACUGCUAUUUAAACAGAGGACACUGCAAUAAAAAACUGUA